UUUAAACUUUAAUAAGCCGAGACUCAUUGGCAAUUGAGCAGGCUCCAGGGAGCUGGGGGCAGGAUGUCCCAGGCAGGGAAGCCCAGGCUGCGCUCUUCCAGGUGGAGGCUGGCAGGGGAGGGGCCCAUUGGGCAAGCCCCACACCCUAGAACCCUGGCAGCCAACGCAGAAACGGGCCGAGCAGGAGACCCAAGAGCGGCCUCCAGCCUCAGAGGCCUUUAUUGGGGUAGAGUAAUUGGAGCUGGCCUGGUAGAGCACCCAGGUCAGGCUGGGGCUGAACAGCCCAAAAGGGCUGUAGGGUAGCGCUGCUCUUAAAUCCAGCGGUCCCAGCCCAGAGUCUUACUGCCCAGAAACUCCCAGCCAGGGACAUCCCAGAGGACAGAGACCUCCCGUGGCUGAGGCAGGCCCGCAUGGACGUCCCCAUCAGCAGCAGGGACUUCCGCUGUCUGCAGCUGGCCUGUGCAGCCCUCAGCCUGGUGGCCGGCAGCAUCAUCAUCGGCGUCUCACUGUCCAAGGCUGCAGCGGCCGUGGGCGGCAUCUUCAUCGGAGCUGCUGGGCUGGGGCUCCUCAUCUUGGCCUACCCCUUCCUGAAGGCUCGGCUCAACCUGGACCACAUCCUGCCUGCCAUAGGUGAGGAGCUGGGGUGGUCUCGUCCCGCAGGGAGCCUGAGAAUCCACCCUCAUCCAGGGCCAGACCACACGGAGGGAAGAUCCAGCUCCAAUGGCAAUAAGGAGGGAACCCGCAGCAGCCUGUCCACCGUGAGCAGAACCCUGGAGAAGUUGAAGCCAGGGGGCCGUGGGACUGGGGAUGGCUGA
Tupaia belangeri chinensis (Chinese tree shrew) is the source of this 815-nucleotide messenger RNA. It is a transcript of the gene KNCN, whose product is annotated as kinocilin. The record is from RefSeq and is a predicted model, not a curated record. Gene Ontology annotation, cellular component: kinocilium; neuronal cell body; apical plasma membrane. The transcript is spliced from 4 exons. Lineage: Eukaryota; Metazoa; Chordata; Mammalia; Scandentia; Tupaiidae. The coding region runs from base 411 to 815 and encodes 134 amino acids.